Raphanus sativus (radish) is the source of this 1409-nucleotide messenger RNA. Its product is annotated as E2F transcription factor-like E2FD. The transcript is spliced from 11 exons. Gene Ontology annotation, molecular function: RNA polymerase II cis-regulatory region sequence-specific DNA binding; DNA-binding transcription factor activity, RNA polymerase II-specific. The record is from RefSeq and is a predicted model, not a curated record. Gene Ontology annotation, cellular component: RNA polymerase II transcription regulator complex. The coding region runs from base 130 to 1188 and encodes 352 amino acids. NCBI's taxonomy places the organism in Eukaryota, Viridiplantae, Streptophyta, Magnoliopsida, Brassicales, Brassicaceae. Gene Ontology annotation, biological process: regulation of transcription by RNA polymerase II.
AUUUUGGCGUCCGCGGUCACAACAAAUCCGAUACCCAAACACACCUCUUCUCUCUUUCUAUCGCCGGUUGUGUUUUAGUAUUUCUACUUUUUCUCAGAAAAAAAUAUAUUUUGUUGUCUCUCUCAGGAAAUGGAAUCUCUCGGUCGCCAGUCUUACAGCCGGAAGGAGAAAUCUCUCGGAGUUCUAGUCUCCAAUUUCCUGAGACUGUAUAACCGUGACGAUGUUGAUCUGAUUGGCCUCGAUGAUGCUGCCGGGAAACUAGGAGUUGAACGACGUCGUAUAUAUGACGUGGUUAACAUACUGGAGAGCAUUGGCCUUGUAGCAAGAAGAGGGAAGAAUCAGUACUCGUGGAGAGGUUUCGGACAAGUUCCUACUGUCUUAAGUCUACUAAAAGAAGAAGGAAUGCGAGAGAAGUUUGGCAUCAUCCCAUGUGUGACUAACUCAGAGAUGGUUUUAUAUGACCAAGUAAGAGAAGAGCCUUUGAAGUUAAGUCCUGAUGAUCAAGAAAACUCGCCAUCCCCAAAACUUGAUUGCAAGAAGGAGAAAUCUCUCUGGGUUCUUGCACAGAACUUUGUGAAGCUUUUUCUAUGCUCUGAUGAUGAUCUGAUAACACUUGAUGGCGCUACAAAAGCAUUGUUGAAUGUGUCUCAGGAUCCCAUGAAUAUGAGAACUAAAGUUAGACGCCUUUACGACAUUGCAAAUGUGUUUUCCUCAAUGAACUUAAUCGAAAAGACUCAUAUCCCUGAGACUAAGAAACCGGCAUAUAGGUGGUUGGGACCCAAAGCCAUAUCAGAAGCCAGAUUCCUUGCUGCUCCUCUAUGUGAUCGCAUCGAGCCUAAAAAGCGGGUAUUCGGGACCGAGAUCACAAACUUUACCACAACAAAGAGAGCCAAAACAGAUUGUUCUAAAGACCAGAAGCAAUACGAAAGUCAAAACAACACAUGCAGUGUCAUCAAGCAAGAACAAUGUGAUUACAAAUCAGCUGUGAAGAGCCUUGUUGGACCAUUAUCUCCCGCAGGUACUUCUAAGAAGACCAAUCCAGGAAAAAGCAAUAACCAGAGUAUUGAUGUUCUUGAGACCCUCUCUUCUACCCACAAACUACAAUAUUGCAAUCAUGAGUUAAUUGGUCUUCUCGGGCACUACACAGACACAUGGAGGUCAUGGCAUGAAGAGUUUGGUCGGAAAUGACUUCACCAGGUAGAUUUUUUCUGGCAGCGUUAUGGAUGCCAAAAUAGCUGUGCUGUUUCUUUGCUUACAACAGAAGAACAUUACUAUAGCAGAUCAGAGCCUUUAUCUUGUGAUUGAUCCUUUCAAAGGCUUCCUUUGUAGUAGGAGAGAAAACAAUCAAAAGUUUUGUAGCGUUUCUUAUCGUUCCAAAUCGAAACCAAAUAGAACCCCUUUUAACAUGA